AUGAGUUUGAAAAAACUUCCAGAUUAAUUGAUUAUUCAACUCAAAAGAUUUUAAUAUGAUGAACGUUGGAGAUUCUAAAAAAACAAUAUUUUAGUAACAUACUAAGAAACUAUAAUGAUAAAUUAAAUAGACUAUGAAUUAUAUGGUGUUGUGUAGCAUAUUGGAGGAUUAGAAAAUGGUCACUAUAAAGCAUAUGGAAAAAGAUAAAAGAAAUGA
This is a messenger RNA of Paramecium pentaurelia, 216 nucleotides long. The record is from the annotation of a GenBank genome assembly. Lineage: Eukaryota; Ciliophora; Oligohymenophorea; Peniculida; Parameciidae.